Messenger RNA from Dromiciops gliroides (monito del monte), 3432 nucleotides. It is a transcript of the gene TAF5, whose product is annotated as TATA-box binding protein associated factor 5. Gene Ontology annotation, cellular component: transcription factor TFIID complex. Lineage: Eukaryota; Metazoa; Chordata; Mammalia; Microbiotheria; Microbiotheriidae. The record is from RefSeq and is a predicted model, not a curated record. Gene Ontology annotation, molecular function: RNA polymerase II general transcription initiation factor activity; protein binding. The transcript has 11 exons. Gene Ontology annotation, biological process: transcription initiation at RNA polymerase II promoter. Bases 323 to 2794 code for a protein of 823 amino acids.
CAAGUUUUCCUUUUCCGCAUCAGUAAAACCGAUACGUCUUUUCCUGCCUAGUUCCGGGUUAAACGUCAGGAACAAGGGACUUUAACGCGCCCGUGUGAUAGCAAGGGCUUCAGAACGUUCGUGGACUAUGAAGGAACCCACCUGGCCACCCGCCCCUUCUAGAGCAGCACAGUACUUCCGUCCUUUGAUAACUCCGCCCCCGGCAGACCCCAGGCUGCCGUAAACCACCUCACUGCAUUGUCGCAAUGAGCUCUCUACCCCGCCCUUAAAGAGGCGGAAAGGUGGCCACACUUGGCGGCCAGCUGGGGAGCGCGGCUGCAAGAUGGCGGCGCUGGCAGAGGAGCAGACGGAGGUGGUGAUCAAGCCUGACCCAGAGGGACCGCAGGCACUCCCUGCCGCGCAGCCGGGCGACUGUCCAGGCGAGGGCAGCGGGGGCAGCCACAACAGCAGCCAUAACGGAGGUGGCAGCGGCGGUGUCGCGGCGUCCUCAGCCGGCGGCGAUGGCGGGACCCCGAAGCCCGCCGUGGCUCCUCCGGCAGCUGCGGCUGCUGCGGCGGCGACAGCGGCUCCGGGGGGCGCGGCCGGGGCUCCAGCAGCCGCUGCCGAGGGCAUAGCCUCUCAGGACCGGCAGACUCUGCUGGCCGUGCUGCAGUUCCUGCGGCGGAGCAACCUACGCGAGUCCGAGGAGAUUCUGCGGCGCGAGGCCCGGCUACUAGAGGAGGCGGCGGGAGCCGGCGCCCCAGGGGAGGUGGACGGGCCGGGGGCCGAGGCCACCAGCACGCUCCUGAGCCGGGUCGCCGCCGCCGCCGCCGCCGGGCCCACUGGACCGGGCCCCGGCUCGGGCUCCGGUCCCGGCCCCGGAGUCUGCCCCGCGUCCGCGGGCCCCGGUGCCUCGGGGACCGGCACGGGGAACUCGGGCGCCGCCCCGGCCGCGGUCGCUCCGGCCAAAGUUGGAGUAGUUGCAGUAGAAGACCAACCUGAUGUCAGUGCAGUAUUAUCUGCCUACAAUCAGCAAGGGGAUCCAGCAAUGUAUGAAGAGUACUACAGUGGACUGAAACAUUUUAUUGAAUGUUCCCUGGACUGUCAUCGAGCAGAAUUAUCUCAGUUAUUUUAUCCUCUCUUUGUACAUAUGUACUUGGAAUUGGUCUACAAUCAGCAUGAAAAUGAAGCAAAAUCAUUCUUUGAGAAGUUUCAUGGCGAUCAGGAAUGUUAUUAUCAGGAUGAUCUGCGAGUGUUAUCUAGCCUUACCAAAAAGGAGCACAUGAAAGGGAAUGAGACCUUGUUGGAUUUUCGAACAAGUAAAUUUGUUUUGCGCAUUUCCCGUGACUCUUAUCAACUCUUGAAAAGACACCUCCAGGAGAAACAGAACAACCAAAUAUGGAACAUAGUCCAGGAGCACCUGUACAUUGACAUCUUCGAUGGGAUGCCUCGGAGUAAGCAACAGAUAGAUGCUAUGGUGGGAAGUUUGGCCGGAGAGGCAAAGCGAGAGGCAAAUAAGGCAAAGGUUUUUUUUGGCUUGUUAAAAGAACCAGAAAUUGAAGUUCCUUUGGAUGAUGAAGAUGAAGAAGGGGAGAAUGAGGAAGGAAAGCCCAAAAAAAAGAAACCUAAAAAAGAUAGUAUGGGAUCUAAAAGCAAAAAGCAAGAUCCUAAUGCGCCGCCUCAAAACAGAAUUCCUCUUCCUGAAUUGAAAGAUUCAGAUAAAUUGGAUAAGAUAAUGAAUAUGAAAGAAACCACGAAACGUGUGCGUCUUGGUCCAGACUGUUUACCUUCCAUCUGUUUCUAUACAUUCCUUAAUGCCUAUCAGGGUCUCACUGCAGUUGAUGUCACUGAUGAUUCCAGUCUGAUUGCAGGAGGUUUUGCUGACUCUACUGUCAGAGUGUGGUCUGUGACUCCCAAAAAGCUUCGCAGUGUGAAGACUGCAACAGACCUCAGCCUUAUAGACAAAGAAUCAGAUGAUGUUUUAGAAAGAAUCAUGGAUGAAAAAACAGCAAGUGAAUUGAAGAUUCUAUAUGGGCACAGUGGGCCUGUUUAUGGGGCAAGCUUCAGUCCUGACAGAAACUACCUACUUUCCUCCUCAGAAGAUGGCACUGUCAGGCUAUGGAGUCUUCAGACAUUCACUUGUUUGGUAGGCUACAAAGGACACAACUAUCCAGUGUGGGACACACAGUUUUCUCCAUAUGGAUACUAUUUUGUAUCAGGAGGACAUGACAGGGUAGCCCGGCUAUGGGCUACAGAUCAUUAUCAGCCUUUACGAAUAUUUGCUGGCCACCUUGCUGAUGUGAACCGUACACGAUUUCAUCCAAACUCUAACUAUGUUGCUACGGGUUCAGCUGACAGAACAGUAAGACUGUGGGAUGUCUUGAAUGGGAACUGUGUAAGGAUCUUCACGGGACAUAAGGGACCAAUUCAUUCUUUGGCAUUUUCUCCCAAUGGGAGAUUCCUGGCUACUGGAGCAACAGAUGGCAGGGUACUUCUUUGGGAUAUUGGACAUGGCUUGAUGGUUGGAGAAUUAAAAGGCCAUACAAAUACAGUAUUUUCACUUAAGUUUAGUAGAGAUGGAGAAAUCUUAGCAUCAGGGUCGAUGGAUAAUACAGUUCGUUUGUGGGAUGCUAUAAAAGCAUUUGAAGACCUAGAGACUGAUGACUUUACUACAGCCACUGGACAUAUAAACUUGCCUGAAAAUUCACAGGAUUUAUUGUUAGGAACCUAUAUGACCAAGUCAACACCAGUUUUACAUCUCCAUUUUACUAGAAGAAACUUGGUUUUAGCUGCAGGAGCUUAUAGUCCACAAUAAACCAUCUGUAUUAAGACUUUUUGAAAGCCACUCUCUGGAAAAAAAUGAUACUAAAAAGUAAAAUACCUCAGAGAUUAACAUUUAAGCCACAAAGAGUGUCUUAUCUAAAAGGAUCUGGAAGAAGGCUGCUUGGAAAUCUAAACUGGACAACAGUUUAUUUAACUACUUUCUGUGAGUUGGAUACAUGGCAUGGAUGCUGUAGAAAGAAACCGGUGCUUUGGAUUAUGUGGAAACUAUGCAUUUUCUGUUCAAAUUCCAUCUUAAUUUAUUUUCUCUUAAAAAACUAUAAUUACUGACUUCAAUAGUUUUUACCCACUUGAAGGUUCAAAGCCCUUAGUGUCCAAUGUAACACUAAGUUUAGGUUGGAUGAAGCUCUACCUGGGUAUAUUAUUGAUAUGAAAAAAUGAAAUUUAGCUACUGCUUGGCAUUUAAGUGUACUUUAAGUACCCAGUACUUAAGUGUAACAGAGCAGUUGCCUACUCUAAUAAGUUUCUUAUUUUUCACCUUAAACAAUCACAUAUACUCUCAGUCCACUGACAUCAAAUAAACAGGAGUCUGGUCAAUUUAAAUAAACCUCUUGGCCUCCUGAGUAAAUCUCAGUGCACUAUUUACAGAGGUCUGAGUAAUUAACUUAAGUG